UCAAAGUUCAAUCAGGCACAAUGACACUGGUUUUUAUUUUUGGAUUGCUGACAAUCGCAGUUACUAUACCUGUGGAAGCCGGUCGCAUUGUGGGGGGGCAGGAUACCACCAUCGACAGGUAUCCUUCGUUAGUCCAAGUGGAGUUCUGGAUUCCUAGUCAAGGCGUAUGGAGCACAAACUGCGGUGCCACCAUUCUCACCACAUUCUUUCUUCUAUCUGCUGCUCACUGCUUUGACGGAACAAAUUCACAAGCAGAGUUCCGUCGCAUUCGCGCUGGAAGCACGUACAGAGGAAGCGGAGGAUCAGUUCAUUACGUGGACUAUUAUAUAAACCAUCCAGAAUAUAACAUUGCAACAUUCCUCGACGCAGAUAUCAACGUAGUAAGACUCCGGACUCCGGUAGUCUAUUCCCCAGUGGUACAAGCUGGUACUAUUGUGAGCCAAGGAGCCGUUAUACCGGAUAACACUACAGUGGUCUAUGCUGGCUGGGGAGCGCUCUGGCAAGGAGGUCCACAGUCUGAAAUCUUGCAACACGUGUCUGUCUUCACUAUCAACCAGAACAUCUGCAGACAGCGUUAUGGUUCAAGCUUAGUCACAGAUUACAUGCUCUGUGCUGGUCUCUUGGACAUUGGUGGUCGAGACGCUUGUCAGGGAGACUCUGGUGGGCCACUGUACCUUGGUAACGUUGUGAUUGGUGUUGUAUCCUGGGGCAGUGGGUGUGCGCAACCCAAUUUCCCUUCAAUAUCCGCCCGAGUCGCAGCCUUCACUAACUGGAUAGUAAAUACCGCACGAUAGACUAACUUACAACGAGCAAUCUAUUAAAUUUCAGGUCAAAAUUCAAAA
This is a messenger RNA of Leptidea sinapis, 842 nucleotides long. Its product is annotated as trypsin, alkaline C-like. The record is from RefSeq and is a predicted model, not a curated record. NCBI's taxonomy places the organism in Eukaryota, Metazoa, Arthropoda, Insecta, Lepidoptera, Pieridae. Gene Ontology annotation, biological process: proteolysis. Bases 21 to 794 code for a protein of 257 amino acids. Gene Ontology annotation, molecular function: serine-type endopeptidase activity. The transcript is spliced from 4 exons.